Messenger RNA from Babesia bovis T2Bo, 2235 nucleotides. RefSeq lists its product as uncharacterized. NCBI's taxonomy places the organism in Eukaryota, Apicomplexa, Aconoidasida, Piroplasmida, Babesiidae. The transcript has a single exon. The coding region runs from base 51 to 2234 and encodes 727 amino acids. The record is from RefSeq and is a predicted model, not a curated record.
GUGAGGUAUGCUGUUACAAGUUGGUCUUUGAUGCCGGAAUCUUCGUUAAAAUGGAUUCUCGAGGAGAUUCUUGGGGAGGUAAUAAUCGCGUUUAUAAUCGCAAGGCAAUGCCGCCUAAGAUGAUGGGCAAGGGGCACACGUACAUGAUGCAGGUGUUGCCUCAACAGGGUGUAUAUGCAAAGUCGCAGAGGCCUACACCUAUGAUGAUGCCUCAUGGUAUGCCACAGAUGCCUCCUAGUUGCAUGGGUACGUAUCCUGAUAACAGGGGUAUGAUGCCCAAAAUGAUGGGUAUGCCGGUUCCUGGAUAUAUGCCUAAGGGGAAGGUCGGUCAGCGUCCAAUGAUGCCUCGCAUUAAGACGGCUGAUCCUAUGGCUAACCGAUCUCCUAUAAUGGGUUACCAUACUGGUGGCGGUUCUCCUCAUGUUGUGGGUAAACAGCAUAUGAUGCAGCAUUCUAUGGUUCAUGGCGCUGUCAAUAUGAUGCCUGGUAGAUCGACUUCCCCUCGCAACAUGGGUAAUCAUAUAUCGCCAAUUGGCAUGGCACCUAAUUUGGUACCUGGUCACAUGAUGGCCAACAAUGCGUCACCUAAGGGUAUGAUGCCAAUGUAUCCUCAUGAUCCCAUGCACAAUUCGAAUUCCAUGGUGGUUACCGGCAACCGUGCUACAUCUUCACCUCAUAUCAAUAACCAGAUGAUGGGACCCCCGGUUGGCGUCCAGAUGGCGCCUAUGCAUCCCGGUUCAAUGGGCUACGAUCCUAGGAAGGCGAACAUUCAAUCCCAGAUGCUGACUCAAGGGCGUGGUCCUGGGUUAUCAGUACCGCAACAGCAACCUCCAAUGGUAAAGGUUCCUACACCGAUGAUGAAGCACGGCCUACAAAAGCAGAACCUCAUUCCAAAUUAUAACCAACAGCCAAUGCGCAGGCAGAUUGAUAUACCUCAGCGCCAAGUCAAUCGUCGAGCUCCGGAGGAGUAUAUGAGAAAACCACUAAACGUCCCACCUCUUCCUCUUGAGGAGGAGCAGAUGGAACCCUCCGUUGCUGAUGAGGACACAGCGGCGGAUGACACUCAGACGGAAGAUGCGGAAAAGGACCUAGAUUCGACAUUUAUGGAUGAUAUGCGUGAAUCUGUUAAGUCGUUAAUAUCGGAGCAGUUAUCUAAAGCUGCGAGCAUCUAUGGUACUAACUUCACGAUUACUGAUGAGGAUGACACUAUAAGCGCUCUGAUAGAGGGGUUUAUUCCCAUAUUUAAUCAAUUGUGGAUAGCUACUAAGAGUGCACAUAAAUACAGUAUGGACGAGGUGUAUAUGGAAUUAACAAACCCCGAUACGUCUCUGGGUCAGGGGAUAACUGCACGUCGUGAGAUUGAGCAUCUGGAAAGUUAUUUCCGGGAUAAAAGCGAUGUUGAGAAGUGUUUGUCGCGGUAUCGUACUCCAAUGAAACCGGUUGUCCGUGACACUAUCGGGAAUGCAUUGCCGUUAUUUACAGAAGUAACCCCUGCAAUGCGCGCUGAGGAGUAUGCCGAGAUAAGCUAUAAUCAGCGUCACAUGUCGCAAAAGAUUACGGCUGUCCAUUACCGCAACGCUUUAGAGGACGAUGUGAUUCGUGCAAUGCUACCCGAGAGUUUUCGUAUUCAGCAGAUUAAGAUGGCAUCAUGUUUACACUUUGAUAGUGGGACGCCGCCACAAUGUGUAUCUCCACCUGCUGAACCAGCUGAAAAGGAUUGUGCCGCGAGUGCAUUGUCUAAGUGUGCUACUACUAUGGAGACAUCGCAGUUUUCGUCUGUUGCAUCUAAGUUGUUGGACCAGGCUGGAGGUAGCUUCUUCGACAAGCUAGGUGAAUUACCUAUGUUACAAUUGGACAUGCGAUUUGCCAAAGCGCCUCAGAUAGUACCCGGGGGUGACAUGAUGAUGCAGUUUGCAGGUGGCAAAGCUGGGUUUCCCGGUCUGCAGAUGCCCUUCCCCAAGGGCGUUAACUAUCCUUUGGUUCCUAUUCCAAAGAUGAUGCCGCUAAUGCCUCCCGUUGAUACCAAGGCUCCUGGACCUGUUGUGACACAGCCUAUACCUGACCAAAGCAAUAUUCACGAACCAAAGAUUCUACCGGACUCGACACUACUGGUUAAACCUACGGGCAUGUCCAACCCCAGUCAACAUUUGAUGUUCCCCGGUGGUAUACCUGUGCCUAAAGCUGCAAAGGUUAAGGCUCCGCCACCAAUGUUUGGCCCUAGGUUCAAUUCAUGAU